Messenger RNA from Entamoeba invadens IP1, 438 nucleotides. RefSeq lists its product as hypothetical. The record is from RefSeq and is a predicted model, not a curated record. The transcript has a single exon. Bases 1 to 438 code for a protein of 145 amino acids. Lineage: Eukaryota; Evosea; Mastigamoebida; Endamoebidae.
AUGGGAUUGAAACUGUUUGAAUACGUUUUAGGAAUACCCGACGAAAAUUUCAGAGUGAAGGUGGAAGAAAAAGAUAUUAAAGAAUUUUACAAUGUUACAUUACAAAAAAUAGUUGGUCUUCAUCCAGCACUUGUUUUAAAUGAAGAUGAGAUGGGAACACAACCAUUCGCAGACAGAAAAGCCGUGAAAGUGUACGUCAACAAGGGAGAACAAAGAAUGCACGGAACACUUAAAAUUGGACUAAGCAGAGCAGGGAGAAGAACAACACUGAUAGGAUGCAUAGCGUUGAGUGGUGAUGUGUUGACUCCAGGAACUGUUGUGCCAAACAAAACAGUGAAUGUUGUAUUAUAUGACAACAGAUAUGACGACUCUUCGAUAAAAAUAUACAACACGAAGAAUGGAUUUAUAAGCACUGAUAUAUUUUUGGUGUGGUUUUGA